AAUCUCACUUAGAGGGGCGGCGGGCUGCAGGAGCUCCGACCCGAUCCGAACCUCGCAGAUGGAGGGGCUAGCUGAAACUCUGGAGCGUCUCCGGGGGCGCGUCGUGGCUGGAGCCAGAGCCAGAGUCCGAUCCGGAUCUAGAUCUAGGUCUAGAUCUGGAUCUGGAUCUGGAGCCGAAGCUGGAGCCCAAGCAGUGCAGCCGCGACUGCGGGCUGGGCAGUCACCGGACGGUCUGGCAGGGGGCCUUGCGCAGCAACCGGAUGGCAGCAUUGGAGGAAAACUUGGCUUUGAAAUGAGGAUGCGAGAAGGAAUAUGCAAACUCCUUUCACUGAGUACUCAAAAAGACCAAAUCUUAGAGGCUGUUAAAAAUCUGAUGGUUUGCAAUGCCCGAAUAAUGGCCUAUACAGAAGAACUACAGAAACUGGAAGACCCUGCGAUCCGUGAAGCCACAGAAAGACGAUGCAGGAAUGAAGCGGAAGCGCGUAAGGCUUGUAAAGGAAAGGUUGCGCUCUCAGAUGUUCGAAUACCAUUAAUGUGGAAAGACUCUGAUCAUUUCAGUAAUAAAGAAGGAUCGCAGCGCUAUGCUGUAUUUUGUUUGUUCAAGAUGGGAGCUGAAAUUUUUGACACCGAUAUGGUUAUUGUCGAUAAAACAGUCACUGACUUAUGUUUUGAAAAUGUAACUAUAUUUAAUGAAGCUGGGCCAGACUUUCAGGUAAAGCUAGAAGUCUAUAGUUGCUGUGCUGACGAGUCCUGUCUAACAAAUACGUCGAGAAUAUUUGCCAAGAAACUGAGAUCAUCUUUCAGUAAAGCAACGGCGAAAAAAUUCAAUUGUAUGCAGCGGGAAAAUGACCUUGACGCUGGCUUUCACAUCAGCCCAGAAAGACUCGGUGUAAAGUACAAUUUGCUUGCACAUACUACGCUAACCUUGGAACAUACUGAAGAUAGUUUCAAGACUCAUACUCUUACAAUUACUGGAAAUGAAGAGUCAUCAUUCUGGCUCCCCUUGUAUGGCAACAUGUGCUGCCGAUUAGCUGCUCAGCCAGCUUGCAUGACUGAAGAUGCAUUCAAAGGAUAUCUUAAUCAGCAGCAAAAGGUCUGCAAUAUUAUUCUGUGGAGAAGGCUCUACUGUGUGCUGAGAGGCAGCCAGCUCCUGUGCUAUUGCUGCGCAGAAGAAAUCGAGGCGAAAAUGGAACCCACUUUGGUAGUGCCCAUUAACAAGGACACCAGAGUCUCCGUGGUCCCCAAGAAGGCGAGUCACUUCUCCAUCGUCAACAUUGAGGCUGGCCUGGGGGUCACAGAGGUCUUCGUGGCCGAUGACUCGGAGGAGUUUCACGCGUGGAUGGGAGCUUUCUCGCAGCAUUUCUUGAGCUUCAGCCAAUGGAAGCAUUGUUGUGAAGAACUUAUGAAAAUUGAGAUUAUGUCACCACGGAAACCACCUUUGUUUCUAACAAAAGAGGCGACCUCAGUCUACCAUGAUAUGAGCAUUGAUUCCCCAGUGAAAAUGGAGAAUUUAACUGAUGUAAAAAAGAAGAAAAUUGAAGAUACUAAAGGGCAGCUCCUUAAUAGUCUAGAGCGACCUUUAUCCCCAUGGGCUAAAGUAUUUGAUGGGACUCAUCAAAUGGCCAUCCAUAAAACUGUUGUGGUGCUUCCAGAGAACAAACAAUUAAACAGCAAUGAUGGGAAAGUGAAAAAAAGGCGAGCGCCCCUGCCUCCUUCGGAUAAGCCACUGUGUAGCGUGAAAGGACAGAUGGACAAGGAGAACCUCUGGGAAGAGACGAGCUUUGUGUCCCGGACCUCCUCGUCGAAUGCCUCAUCCUUAAUGCAUCAGUUAUAGACACCUACGACUGGUUCUCGGUGAAGAGAAUGGAUCAGAUCCUCUCCGUUCUCAAACCAGAUGCCAUUUCCAAGAUGGAAACCCAUCCAAGGGAAUCUUGACCCGACAUUUUGGUUGUAACUGAUGGCUUGGCCAAAGCCAGCGUUAGUUGCUCUUUGACAUUGACAUUUAUAUUUUCAGAGAUCCUGAAAUGUGUUGAUCCUUAAUGACUGUGAUAGCUAUUCAUAUUUCUAUGGAUAGUGACCAUGUAUCAAGACUUGAUAAUAUUAAUUAAGGGAGAAAACAAGUUUUCUAGAGUGGAAAUGCUUCUCUCUCUCGCUCGCUCGCUCUGUCAGUCACCCAUUGCCUUUCCUCUUAGGAUCAAUACUGUGUAUUGGUUCCAAGAAGAGCAUCAUAGCCUAGGCAAUUGGGAUUAAGUGGCUCAUGGGGGGCCCUCAGCUAAAAGUGUCUGAGGCCAUAUUUGAACCCAGGUUGUGCCACCUAGCUUCUCCAUAUUUCUUUUCUGUACCUCAAUGUCUCCAUGUUGUUUCCACAACAGAAUGAAUCAGAUUCUAAAUGUCGUCUUAGGAUCUGGAACAGUUAACUUGCACCCAACUCAAUAGUGUAAACUUGGCUCCAGUGAGAAUAGAACUGAAAAUCUGGGGACUGGGAGAGAAUCAUUAGUCAUGUUAUUAAAUGUGUCAUAUAUUCAUCCUGUGAAUUUUAAUAGGAAUCAAAGUUUGUUUAAUUCAUAUUUCAAAAGUUUUAUUCAAACCACAAAUUGCCAAAUCCACCCAAGAAAGUUUCUUUAAUAUUCUGGAAUUCUCAUCUGACAUUUCACUGGCUCCAAUUCAGUAUUAGUCACCAGUUUAUAGACUUGACCUUUUAAAUUCUUGGGAUAAAUUCUGGAAUCGUAUUGAAUUCUUCAUCUUUAAAAGGAAUUUUUAAUGCACUAUUUAAAAUUGUUUCCUCGAUGAGCCCUGUGGCUGUAUUUUACCAUUAAUCUCCCUGCAAGUCAAAUCUAUCCAAUUUUGGCCUACAGAAAUUAUACAUGACAAAAUGUUCUAUGCAUUAUUGAACGAGAAAUUCACUUUCCUGAAUCCAGGACUAAUUUCCUAUUGUGUAACAUUGGAUUUUCAAACUUUGGUUUGUAAUUGAGUGCUUGGCCAACAUUUUAACAUUUAAUUAGCAGUUGUGUUCAAAGCAGAUGGCAGAUUAGGAAUUCUCAGAAAAGUUGAAUGUGGUAUUAAUUUUCCAUAUUUAACACAGAUAAAUAGUAUUUGUAUUAAACUUGAUCUUCUUUUCUUAGUUAAGGGUUUAUAAUGUGUUGUCUGUUAUCUACCUAAAGUCAGAUUCUUACAACAGUGACAUAAUUUCCAUAGGUGGUAAUUUCCAUAGCAACUAAUCAUGGUGACAGAAAUGGGAUUAUGAAUUCAAGGAGAGGAAUAAACAGCAGGAGCAGAUGAACACCUUAAAGGAACAAAAAGCCCUUUUCUUGUUAUAACGUUCCUUGUAAGCAAGAACAGAGGGUUGUUUUUUUUUUUUUAAUUUAAUCCAAAUUUCCAAACAAAGCAUUUUCCAUAAGGUGUCAGUAGCAACACUAACCAUCUCAAAUCUUGCUGAAUUCUAAAUGUUGUUGGAAGAAGGAAAUAAAAAUACAAGGAUUAAAUUACUGCCCCGUUCCCUAAUCUCUGGGGAUCUUUUUAAAGCUAUUAAAAGCUCCAAAUCUUGGAUCAGGGCUUCAUUAUUACAAUGCAAAGUAAGUGCUUGGCCAAAGGAGUCUCUGUUAAUUUAAUUGGGGCCUUUAUUGUUUUUUCAUUUAAUAUCUACUGCCCUAGAUGCGGUUUUUAUGUAUAAAAUAUGUUUGUAUAUAGAGGUAUACACACAGAGUGACGUCCUUUUAACGUGAUCUCUUAACGUGAACUUUUGUGUGUGGCCAAGAUUGAGAGAAAGAAUGAGGGAGAAUUUCCCCAACCACUGCAGGAACAAAAGGAGAGACAUGAUCUCUGGUGGGAAGGGAAGGGAGCCCUGGAUACUUGGCUAGGGUAAUUUAUGGUAGAGUCUGCCUAUGAAAUCCUAGAAAUAAAACUCACUUCCUUUCUCCAGUCAAAGAAGUUUAUAUUAAUUGCAGUUUUGAUUGCCCUUUUAACAAAUGACAUUGAAAGCCUAAAUGGAAAAUGCCAGCAUUAAAAUGUAAAAUAAUUCUUGUUUUUUUUUUAAA
Molecule: messenger RNA, 4034 nt
Organism: Monodelphis domestica (gray short-tailed opossum)
Lineage: Eukaryota; Metazoa; Chordata; Mammalia; Didelphimorphia; Didelphidae
Gene: RTKN2
Product: rhotekin 2
Biological process (GO): signal transduction; hemopoiesis; positive regulation of cell population proliferation
Source: RefSeq, a predicted model, not a curated record